AUAAAUUAAACCUUAGUUUUUGCCGGUAACGACAAUGGUCAUGAUCCAUAUUAACAAAGUUUCGGCAGCGGUGCUGUUUCUAUUGGUUGUGAUCGCUCCUCAGUGGACGAACGCACAGCCACUGCCACCACUCCCGCCAAUGUCGCCACUUCCGCCAAUGUCGCCACUGCCGCUACUACCACCAAUGUCGCCAUUGCCGCCAAUGCCAAAGGUGGAUCCAGUGUGCCUAGUAGCGAUUCCUGAUAUCGUCCAAAUUUGCUACUCAACGCCUAGUGCAGUGCCAUCGGAUCAAUGUUGCAAGAGUCUCAAAUCGGCGAGCACGACACAAGUGACUUGUCUAUGCGACAAUUUGAUCGCACAUCCUGUCUACAGCAACUUGUCCCGACCUUUCUACAACCAAAUCAACAGCGCAUGUGGUGUUCUUGACAAAUACGCCUGCAGUGGUACAAGUGAACGUACCUUUUAUAAUCUUGAGGAGACGGUAACGCAGGAGCAAAGAACAAGAUUGUUGCAUCAAUGGGUCUAUUUGGUUUGGUUACAAGUCUGUUCUUCCUUUUGUUUUAAUUUCAUUAUGUUCAGUACAACUUGGGACUACCAAGCUGACAAUUCGAAACAAAUAAGUUUAUUUGAUUGCUCAUGUAUCCAUGGUUUCUAAAUCAUAUUGGUGUUCUCCGAGUCUGAUUAAUUAUAAUGGUUUAUAUCUUGUUUAAAUGUUUCUGAAAAGGGAUGUUAUACAAGAAAUUUUGUUCACCAUGAC
This is a messenger RNA of Eruca vesicaria subsp. sativa (arugula), 757 nucleotides long. The record is from the annotation of a GenBank genome assembly. Lineage: Eukaryota; Viridiplantae; Streptophyta; Magnoliopsida; Brassicales; Brassicaceae.